Molecule: messenger RNA, 5102 nt
Organism: Monopterus albus (swamp eel)
Lineage: Eukaryota; Metazoa; Chordata; Actinopteri; Synbranchiformes; Synbranchidae
Product: E3 ubiquitin-protein ligase NEURL1-like
Exons: 6
Coding region: 206-1945 (579 amino acids)
Biological process (GO): negative regulation of Notch signaling pathway
Cellular component (GO): plasma membrane; postsynaptic density
Molecular function (GO): ubiquitin protein ligase activity
Source: RefSeq, a predicted model, not a curated record
CGCUGCGAGCUCCAUCGGCUCCUUCCCGCUGCUUAAUAUCGAUGAGGCUUUGGACAGACACAGCCUGCUGCUGAAUCACUGUCGGGACUUUUUGUGAACGUCGUCAUGUCUGUAUAAUGUCGCCGCGGAAGACGCGCAGCUGAAAGUGAAUAUUGUGGAUCCAUCCAGUAGUUACAGAAGAGGUGAACGCACCUUGCAUCCAGCCAUGGGAGGUCAGAUCACCAGAAAUACCAUCUACGAUUCUUUGAAUGGGCCGUUUCCUGCAACAUCCCACCGAUGCCACCACAAGCCCAAGCGCUGCACACACAUCCAGCCAUGUGGAAGUUUGCCCUACUUCCCUCUGCUCUUCCACCCCAGCACGAAAGGCUCACAGAUCGUAAUGGACAUGUCACAGAGGACCGUCAAGAGACAGGCCAGCUUCUGUAAUGCCAUCACCUUCAGCAACAGGCCUAUCGCUGUUUAUGAGCAAGUUCGGCUGAAGAUUACUAAAAAGCAGUGCUGCUGGAGUGGUGCUCUGCGUCUUGGCUUUACAUCUAGAGAUCCAUCAAGGAUCAAUCCAGACACCUUGCCCAAAUACGCCUGCCCUGACCUGGUCUCCCAGAGCGGCUUCUGGGCAAAAGCCCUGCCAGAGGAGCUCUCCAAUGAGGGAAACAUCAUCUCCUUCUGGGUGGACAAGAAGGGCCGCGUGUUUUACCGAAUCAACGACUCGAGCCCCAUGCUGUUCUUUAGCGGGGUACGUGUCUCUGAACUUCUGUGGGCCCUCAUAGAUGUCUAUGGCCUCACCAGGGGGAUCCAGCUUUUAGACACUGAGAUGGUCCCCCUGGACUGCCUGCGUCCUCACUCUUUUGCUGCCACCCAGAGAGCCUCCGCUCAGCGAAACAGCGAUGACACUCAACUCUCCAUCAGCUUGUGUGACCUGAGCCUGCAGCAGCGAGACAUGCAUCUGGAGGAAGAUGAGGAAAAAGAAGAACAGCUACAACCAUUAAACUCCAGCUCCUGCCAUGUGCCCCAAAAUGCUCAAAACUCUCAGCAGUGUUCGCUCCUGCCUAGCAAUUUGGACACUGAUCUGCACUUCCACUCGGUGCAUGGCGUCCAUGUUACUGUGCUGGAUAAGCACACGGUGCUGCGGCAGGAUCACCACGGUGAUGACAGGACCCUGGUGUUCACCAGCCGGUCCAUGAGCUGCUCAGAGACUGUGUUUGUAAAGGUGAAAUCAGGUGUCACACGGCCCGGAUCUCUUUCUUACGGUGUGACAUCAUGUGACCCAGCAACCCUGAGGCCCAGUGACCUCCCAUCCAACCCAGAGUCCCUGGUUGACCGCAAGGAAUUUUGGGCUGUGUGUCGGAUUGGGACGCCACUCCACAGUGGAGAUAUCUUGGGCUUUGUGGUGAACGCAGAUGGGGAGGUCAUGAUGAGCCAUAAUGGUAUCAGUGCAGGGAUGCAACUAUGUGUCGAUAACUCCAGGCCGCUCUGGAUGUUCUACAGUCUGCACGGCACCAUCACACAACUCAGGAUUUUAGGCUCAUCUCUGCACCCAGACCUUCGAGGUCCCUCAGUCUCUAGCUCCCCAUCUUGUACACCCAACACCCCUACAAUGCUCUGCAGCGGUAACUCAGAGCCCAACCUCAACACACCCUUGAACAUCAACCUCAGUUCAAGCCUCAACUCCAGCUACCACACCGUCUUUUCUUCCUCCAUAGGUACAUCCCCAAGCUCUCCAUCCUCCUGCCACCCAGAGUCCCCUACCUUCCCAUCCUGCUCAGGCUCUUGGGGUGACGAAUGCACCAUCUGCUAUGAGAACAUGGUGGACACAGUUCUCUACGCCUGUGGACACAUGUGUCUGUGCUACGCCUGUGGCCUCAAGCUCAAGAAGAUGGCCAAUGCGUGCUGUCCCAUCUGCAGGAGGACAAUCAAAGAUAUCAUCAAGACCUACCGGAGCACGUAGGCUUGUGUUAGAUAAGGUGCCCUGUUGUCAGGUUCAGCUCAAGAGCCAUGUAGCCAUGUUAGCCAUGUGAGACUUUGAAAAGAUGAACACAGCACAAGAGAAAGCCCCACUUAUUUGUGUGUGCAUUCUGGCUCAGGUACUCUACAGCAGGACUUUAAACUCCAUCAAUUCAACACUGAAUCUAUAUGAUGGCAAAUGCACAUCCUUGGAAAGCUUAUUGUGUUGCCUACCUGUGAAUACACAGCAAUUAAAUGUAUCAUAAACCAUCAGAAAAUCCAAUGUGGUCAUCAGAUUGGACCUUGAGGUAUUAUUGUCCAGUGACUGUGAUUUGUUCAUCUGUCCUAGUUUCUACAGAGUCAUUCUGCUGGUGAAAACAUUACUGCUAGCCAGUUUUAGAAGAAAUAAAAUUGUCCAGAGCUACAAACAAAGCAAUGAGAAUAAGUCUGAACUUUCGCCAGCUACUCCUUCAGCGCCAAGUCUGAAAGCGUUGUUUUAGAGCAAGAAUCAAUCCUCCAAUAAAUCUGAGAGAAAAUCAAGACAAGAUAUGUUGUUGUAUGUACCGAAUGCUCUGCUUCCAGAUAUUAGUGAUGGGUCAGUAGAAAGACAAUGUUUUUGUGAUGAAAACUUUAUAAAACAAGCCAUUUUGAUGAGUAGAAAAUGCUCCUACUGCAAUAAAACACGAGGAAAUGCCUAACUUUAAAGGGUAAAGAAAUCCUUAAAGGAACUCAGUUGUGUCAUAAAAGUGUUUUGUUGGAUACUGUAUCUCAUUACCUGCUGUUCUUCUGUGAACUUCAGGCAAGGGGUAAAAAGUGUGAAUGCUGUCACCAUAGAAGGUCACACUUGUGGUGAAUGAGGAUGUAAAUCAGUGAAGAGGGAUCAAGGGAGCAGGGCGAGAGGAUGUUUUAAGUUUGGGAUGAAGAUAGGAGAGAAACAGGCCACCUUUGCUGUGUGUCUGCAUGUUAUUUUCGUGCAAAGAAAGCGUUCGCUGAUUCAGGCACACCAGACACAUCGUAGGUUUGUAUGAAAGCCUGUAAUAUGUGGGACUUGCAUCGUUGCAUGUCCUUCUUCUUGGCAGCUGACCCUGCCAUCUCUGGCUGCUCAGUAAUCUGACCGCUGCUGUAAUUGGAAAAAAGUCCAAAUAAACAUUGGUGGGCAAUGGAGUAUUUUUAAAAUGCCAAAAGAGUACAUAAGGAUGACAACUCAACCUCUUCAUCAUCGCAAGAAACCCAUGAUACACUUAGAUUACAGAUGGCAUCACUUACUUCAGGUUACAAACUGCUCUUUCACAUGUAUGUUAAAUUAGAACAUGACUUUUUUGCUUCGGGUGAUGAUGUAUUUCAGUGCAAUGUCUUCAAGUAGAAAAAGAAUUCACACGCGUGCAGUCAGUGACAAGGAUGUAGCUUGUUACUGUGACACAAUGUGAGAAUUUGAUUUGCAUAUCAGUUUCUGAGUGCUGCUCUUCAUCAGUAAAAGCAAACUCCAAGGACAUUUUCACAGGACUAAUCUCAUGCAUUAUGUACUGCUUUGAACUGUUAAGCAGUACAGGCUAUUUUCAGGUUUUAUUUUGGCCUCACUGAAACAUUACUCUGUUUUUUUCCCCUUUUUGAGGCUUUGAGCUUUUUAUCUGUGGAGGGGGGAUUUUGCGGUCAUGUUGUAAAGCAUGUUUUUUUGUGUGCCUCUAUAAAGAGAAGUGUGGACUAACAGUUUCACUCCUCACUGUGAAAAGUCACUAUUACGUGGUUGUGAGAUCUGACGUGAACAGGUGUAAUCACACAACCAGCUGACACAAAGUUGUUGUGCUUAACUUUGAAGCAAACAUUUCAGUGUGCUUAAUCUAAGUGUGAAUGUAUUCACUGCACUCUGUCACUGCAUUGUAUAAUACUGGAAUUGUGUGCUUGGGAGAUACUCAGCCUUUACACUUCUACCUGUUUUUGUUUGUUUUGUUUUUUUCUUGACCAAAUAUGCAGAAAUAAAACAUCGUGAAGCAUUUUUUGAUAGAAAAAUGGUAUUGAUGCGUGUAAUUAACUGUACAUUAUGAGGUUUAUUUAUUUUGUCAAUGCUACUAUAAAAAUUAUCACUAUAUUUUAUAUGUAUGCCCACGGUGUCCAAAAAAUAAGAAUAAUGUUAAUGUUACUGGUGUAAAGUGAAAGAUUAUAGAAAACAGUAUUUUCCUAAAACACUUUUUGGUUGUGUCAGCUGAUUUUCACAUUUUUGGAAACGUCACUUUGAGGUGGAGCGUUAGAUAAGAAAGCCAUUACCAUUUUCCACUGGUGGAAUGUAACAAAGUCUACUCAAGUGCAAUUUUGAUGUACUUGUCCUUGAAUAUUUCCAAAUUAUACUAUUUACUGCAAUACUUCUACUCCAGUACAUUUCAGGAAGUGAUAUUCUCUUUUUCACCCCACUACAUUUAUCCGACAGUUUUGCUUAACAUAGUUUCUAAGCAGAUAUAGAAAAAUCUUUCUUUUUAGUUUAUACAUGUAUCCAGCUGAAUAAACUGAUUAAAAUAAAUUCACCCUUGACCCUGAUACAGUACUGAAAUGCAGUGUAUAUAUACAAUAAUGCAUCAGUAAUAAUACCUCUUUUUGAUGGGAGUACUUUUACCUUUAAUAUUUCCAUUGAUAAAAUGUAUGUACAUAACCUUAAGUAGAUGUUUGGAUGCAAUUGAGUAUUUUUAGUUGCAGUGGAGUAUUUUGACAUUGUGGUAUUAACAUACUACUGUUACUUGAAGUGGCUAUAAUUGAUAUUUUUAUAAUGACAGUGUACCAAAUGACAGUGUGAAAGGAGUCACUCACUCAUAGUGAUGAACCCAAAGACAAUUAUCACCUGAAUCUGCAGCUCUGCUUGACUUUACUCAAACUUUACAGCAAGUUUCAACUCGUUAUUUAGCCGCCUGGACCACAACUUUGUUCUGGUUCAGUCUUACCCUUUUCAGAGGGUUGUUUUUGGCCACAACAGGCAACUUUUUUUUUAAAGAUAAAGCUCUAAAAACUCACUGUACACCUUGUGCUCAGCAGAUAGUCAGAGUAAGAAACUAGGUGGUGAACAUAAUAGAGAAUAUUGUGGCUACAGAGUCAGAUAUUUCCCUCAGAAAUGGGUGGAGACCAAAAACAGAGCUAUAAGAUAAUGAAUAUCAGACCUUUUCCAGGGGAACACAACU